UAUCCCCCCCCUCUCCUCUGCACGAUGCGUUGUCCGAUUCACCUUCAGCUUUGGGAAAGGAUGCGACGCACACGCACGCACACAGCACACACAUACACACUCAAGCACAACUACACACACACAUCACCUUGACGAGCCGCACAUCUCUGCCCAGCACAACAACCCGCGAUAAUUAUGUUGUUCUGAUAGGGUACCAAACGCUUUUCCCAGCUGUUGUUUCGGGUUGGGAUGAGAUGCAUGGGGUGAGGGGUGCGGUGUUUUGCUGGGACUCUUUCUGGUGCUGCUCGAUCGGUCACUGUCCAUGCCUCACUGAACAAAAAUUUGCUUUUGUUUGGUCUUGGUCGUGCGGUGUCGUUUUUUUGUGCUGCGUCGUACGGAUGCCAUGCUGAAACAGCUUCACUGGGGAUAGAGUGAGUUGGUUUCUUUCCAUAUUGUUUGAAUGCCUACAUCAGGGUUGGCAUCGGAGAUGGGGUUGGGUUAGGUUAUCGCCCGCCUUCCCCUCCCCCCCCCACGUCUUUUCUGGAUCGCAAAAUUACCUUGAUUGUGUAUGAUGUUGUUUCAAUCGAGUAUAGACAAAGGAUGGCAUUUCAGUUGUUCAUGCAUGAAUCUUGCCGCCCGGCAGGCUUCCAAGCUUUUCCGUCCCAACAUGCAUGUGCAGGCUGCAGGCUAGCGAUGCUGUGUGUCAAAAGUUCUUGCAUAGCAGCAUCAACACCAAAAUGCAUGUAUAUGCCGGGUAACAGCGCUCUUUAACUUGUAUCCGGUAUCCAUCAGCUGCAAUAAUGACUAAUAUGCUGUUUCGCUUGCCCUGCUGCAUCUAUUUUGUGUCGUACACAUGUCACAGACUGGAAUGGUGAGAGACAUUGCAACCGCCUACAUGCUCUAGAUAAUCUGAUUGUUACUAGUUUCAUGUUGAUUCUGCAAUGUUGUUGGCACGGCGUGACC
This is a messenger RNA of Periconia digitata, 942 nucleotides long. NCBI's taxonomy places the organism in Eukaryota, Fungi, Ascomycota, Dothideomycetes, Pleosporales, Periconiaceae. The record is from the annotation of a GenBank genome assembly.